This is a messenger RNA of Paralichthys olivaceus (Japanese flounder), 1502 nucleotides long. NCBI's taxonomy places the organism in Eukaryota, Metazoa, Chordata, Actinopteri, Pleuronectiformes, Paralichthyidae. The record is from RefSeq and is a predicted model, not a curated record.
AUGGUUAAGGCUUUAUCGAGCCUGCAUCCAGAGUGUGAGUUCAUAUUCCAGCUGGAGAGAGAGGAGCGCCACUGCCUUCAGUACAUUGCAACACAGGCCAACAGGAGCCAGGAAGGUUGUCGUCCAUUCUGGGAUGCAGUCGUCUGCUGGCCUCAUGCAGUCAUUGGAGAUACGGUCCACAGAGGUUGUCCUGCAGUCUUCUCCCUCUUCAGAAACAACACAGGUUCAGUGAGUCGUAACUGCACCAGCCAAGGUUGGUCCGGGCCCUUCCCAUCGUACCACGUUGCCUGCAGCGUGGAUGAUGACUUCCCUGAGACAGAGGAGUCAUACUUUGCCACUGUGAAGCUGAUCUACACUGUUGGCUACAGCGUUUCUCUAGCGGUGCUGACUGUGGCCGUGUUGAUCCUGUUACUCUUCAGGAGGCUUCGUUGUGCCAGGAACUUCAUUCACAUCCAGCUUUUUAUUACCUUUAUCCUUAAAUCUACGGCGGUGUUCAUAAAGGAUGCUACACUAUUCUCAAGUGAUGACAUCAACCACUGCACACUUUCCACAUUCGCCUGUAAGGCCUCUGUGGUCUUCUGUCACUACUGUGUAAUGGCUAAUUUUUUCUGGCUCCUGGUGGAGGCGCUCUACCUCAACUCCCUGCUGCUCUCCUCCUUCUAUCAAAGCCGGCGCUGUCUGUGGGGCUUCAGCCUGCUGGGAUGGGGCGUACCUGUGCUCUUCAUCCUCCUGUGGAUUGGAUCCAGGCUGUAUUUCGAAGACACAGAAUGUUGGGACAUCAACGAGGAGUCGCCCUAUUGGUGGAUCAUCAAGGGACCAAUUGUUGUGUCUAUAGCGGUCAAUUUUAUGCUCUUCAUGAACAUCAUCAGAAUCCUAAUACAGAAGCUGAAUCCUCGGCUGAUCCAGUUCAACAACUCCUCUCAGUACAGACGUCUGACGAAGUCCACCCUCCUCCUCAUCCCUUUGUUCGGGACUCACUACAUGUUCUUCAAUUUUCUACCUGACUACUUCAGUGUUAACCUGCGGCUCUGUAUUGAGCUCUGCAUGGGAUCCUUCCAGGGGCUGCUUGUCGCAAUUCUCUAUUGCUUUCUAAACCAAGAGGUCCAGAAAGAGGUGCACAUGCAGUGGCUGAGGUGGCAGGAGAGGAGUUAUGGGGUGGUGUCGCCUGCUGCAAAGGGCAGCCAGAUGGACACGCCCUUCUAGAAGAUUUCACCUUCUGUCUGUCGGAUCAAACUGUACUGCUCCUGUGCAACUCGUCUCACAUCUCUAACUCGCUCUACAGUUCACACAGUCAGCCAUGCACCAUUGAAUCCUGGGCGUCAGUAAGUUUUCAUUCCAAACCCUGACACUGUUUUCACUGGCUGCACUCCCGCCAUGACAAGAAUAUUGAGGUGAACCUUCCAACGGAGAAUGAUGCUGAGAUCCUAUGUCAUAUACAAACAAUACAUUUCUCAUGUGCCAAAGAUAAAAAAUAUAAAUUAUAGAUAAAUCAACACACUAUA